AUGUUAAACACCACCAUUGGAGAUCGAAUACUUUUUAACAUUGGGUUUGAAAAUUCAAAAUCUCUCUUCUCCAAAAAUUUGACCAUAAUCGAUCCACCUCAAAUGUCAACUUUUCAAAUUCUUGGGUUUUAUCCUUCCACUGGAGUUGCAUUAACUACAAACUAUACAAUGACCAUUUCUCCAAUCAGUACUUUAGGAAUUUUUGCUCCAAUGUCUCCUUUCAGUUAUGCCUUUGGAUUUUACAAGCCAUGGGGAGAUGAAAAUUAUAUUCGUGUGACUGAUUUUGUGACACCUGUCACUGACAGUACUCCAAUUUCAAAAACAUUUCCUUUACCAUUUCUUGGAGACAAUCUUGCUGUCAAAAAGGAUGUAAAUGUCGUGAUUUUUGUACGAGACCAUGCUGGAAAUAUUUAUCCAACCAAAACUAUUUUCACUUCACAAGUGUCUGCCAAUGUUGAUUUACUUUUACAAAAUCCAACUACUGAACAGUUAAUUCUUAUGGCUCAUGAUACUUCACAGAAUUAUUCGAGCAUGUUGGAUAAGGUGCUUGUCACUUUUCAAAACUAUGAUGUCACUCUUCCAGUUCUACAUCGUGCCUUAACAGCAAGUGUUGACAUUUCUCGCAAUCGUUUAAAGAAAGUGACUUUUAAUUUAAUGUCAACUCUUGAUGAUAUCAUUCAAGAACAACAACAAGAAGUUUCACAAUUUGGAUAUGUUAGAACCAAGACAUUUGACAAGUCUCAACUCAUGCUCAACAUUAUUUCUCACAUGAUGAUUUCAUUUAACGAAACAGAAAUUGUGAGAGAAAGGUUCACAUCCUUACUGUCACAACAAUUAAUUGCUCAACCACAAACUAAUGAAAGUCGUCUCAUUCCUUCUCUCGUUCUCAAUUCACCUCAUGUGAAUGUCACACUUUCCAAAGUGAUUGUUGAUUCCUCUGUCGAUAAGACUACCAUUGAGAAUAAUGAUUUGGGUGACAUUUCAUUAAGUUUGAAGAAUACGAAUCAAGUACCAAUUCCAAAUGGACCACGAAUGAUUGGACUUUCUUUUGUUUCUCUUGUCAUGACAGAACCAUUUUUAUUGAUCCAAAAUAAUUCCAAGUCUCUUUCAAACAUUUAUGAUUUUAAAUAUUAUGAAAAUGAUCAAUUGGUGAUUUUACAAAAUUUACAAUCACCCAUUGUGUUGAAAUUUAAAACUAUGGAAAAUGUGACAACAUCUUCUCAACCAACAUCUAUUGCUUGUAAAUAUUGGGAUGAUGUCAAUCGAAUUUGGAGUUCAAAUGGAUGUCAAUAUGCUGGUUUUGAUUCGGCAACAAGUAUGAUCACUUGUCAAUGUUCUCACACCACCAAAUUUUCUACCUUUUUAGAAAUUAAUGUGACAGCCAUCAUUGAAAAUUCAGAUGGUGUUACACUUUCUAAUAUUAUAUCUCUGUUCAGUGCACAGAUUGCGUUUGGAUCAUUCUUCAUUCUCUGUUGCAUUACCAUAUUUAUAUUACUCAUUAUUUUACACAAACAUCAACCAGUGAAGAGUAGAUUAGUGACACCUUAUUUGGGAAUUUUAGCAUUAUUUAUUGAAUCUGUGCUUAUUUAUGUCACUCAUCGAUCCUUAAUUGUGUCCAAAUUAACAGGAACUAUUUCAAACAUUGAUGAAAACUCUGACGCUUCCUAUUUCAAUCACAUUGCAACAAUUAUUGUGAAUACUCUCAAUUUAACAGCAAUUUUCUCCUAUUUAUUACAAGUGACACGAAUUCAAUUCAUGCAAUAUCUCUAUAGAAAAUUACAAUCCAAUUAUCAUCAACACAAUUCUAAAAAAAAUCAUUUCUCAUUCGAAUGCUACGAAUCAUCACUUCGAAAGUUCUCUUUUUCACAUUAA
This is a messenger RNA of Naegleria fowleri, 1872 nucleotides long. RefSeq lists its product as uncharacterized. The record is from RefSeq and is a predicted model, not a curated record. Lineage: Eukaryota; Heterolobosea; Eutetramitea; Acrasida; Naegleriidae. The transcript has a single exon. Bases 1 to 1872 code for a protein of 623 amino acids.